Molecule: messenger RNA, 926 nt
Organism: Paramuricea clavata
Lineage: Eukaryota; Metazoa; Cnidaria; Anthozoa; Malacalcyonacea; Plexauridae
Source: the annotation of a GenBank genome assembly
AUGGCCGGAGAUAAGACAGGAUUCAAUGAUCCAAUUCAUGACUACAUGGAAUUUGAUCCUCUGUUGGUCGUCAUCAUUCACACUCCGUGUUUCCAAAGAAUGAAAGACAUCAAGCAGCUGGGAGCUUCGUACUGGAUAUUCCCUGGUGCUUCGCACAAUCGUUUUGAACACUCUCUUGGCACUGCGCACCUCGCUGGGAUGAUGAUUGAAAGAUUGAAAGAUGUUCACAAAGAUACACAUUAUAUCACCGAUGAGGACGUCUUGUGUGUCAAAAUUGCUGCUCUCUGCCAUGUACGUAUCUAUCUAUUAAAUUUUGCCAUUUAUUCUGCUCAUAUAUUUAAGUAGCUAGAAGCAUGAACAUUCAAAUGAUAGUGUUUGAUAAGUGCGAAACAGCAUUAAGUUUUCCUUCCUAUUAAAACGUUCUGUUAUAGUUUUCCUAUAUUUCACAGGAUUUGGGCCAUGGUCCAUUUUCUCAUGUGUUUGAUACACGAAUGAAAACGAAAUUGAUCGAGUACCAUAAAAGUCAAAUAGAUACAUUGUCGAAGGAGCUAUGCGAAGAUGAUAAUAAGAAUGAACGCAAAGUCUACCACGGUGAACAAGCAAAGAAAUUGAAAAACUGGAAGCAUGAAGAUGCAUCUUGUGACAUGUUUGAUUACAUGUUGGAGAACACCGAAGGAUUAAAAAAUGCUUUUGAGAAGAGACAUCUUGAUGAGAAUAAGCGAAGUCUUAUCAAAGAUCUCAUAAAAGGUAAAGAUCCCGCUAAAGAUAAGAUCAUGGAGAUCCCUACUGUAGAUGGCAAAUCGAAAUGGUUUCUGUUCGAAAUAGUUGCCAACAAAAUAUACGAAGUUGAUUGUGAUAAGUUCGAUUAUUUUGCCCGUGAUUGUCACAACCUGGGAAUGAAGAGCAAUUUCGAUCAUCUUCGCUAA